Messenger RNA from Hippoglossus stenolepis (Pacific halibut), 2368 nucleotides. It is a transcript of the gene gpsm1a, whose product is annotated as G protein signaling modulator 1a. The record is from RefSeq and is a predicted model, not a curated record. Bases 201 to 926 code for a protein of 241 amino acids. Gene Ontology annotation, molecular function: GTPase regulator activity; protein binding. Lineage: Eukaryota; Metazoa; Chordata; Actinopteri; Pleuronectiformes; Pleuronectidae. The transcript has 4 exons.
UCCUCUUUCUCUUCCAUUGUGCCAGUUUGUGUGUGUGUGGACGGAGACUCUUCACACAGAGCACAGACCUGAAAAAGAAGAAGAAGGAGGAGAAUUUGUCCUGUAACGAGGAGAGAGGGUUGGACGAGCGUUGGACGAGCGUUGUGAUGUUGAGCUCUUUCUAUUGAUGACAUCACCAACUUUGGCCCGACCCCCACAUCAUGGCUGACAAACAGCCUGCUCCCUCCACUUCUUCACCUCCUCAUCAGAACGGAAAGAUUGGAGAGAAGGUGCCUAAACGUUCUUCACCUUCUCAUCAGAAUGGACAUCUGGACAGAGGACGGAGACGUCAGAGUCCCGGUACCAUGAGUCCUGUUCUUCAGCCUCCCUCUGCAUCCAGUACCCCAGCCUCCACCUCACCCGUCAGGUGUCUUGUGAGUCCUGUACCAGGGUCUGGCCCUGAGGGCAGGUCCAGCUCCUCCAGACCUCGCACUCAGAGUCCCGCUUCUGCUCUGACCUCCAGGACCAGAACCUGCGCUCCUCAUAUUCAGCGCAGGAGCAGCCAGCAGGAGGAGCCAGAGGCCUUGUUGAACCUGAUCCUGGAGUCUCAGGGUCAGAGACUGGACGACCAGAGAGCCAACGUUGGUCUCUUGCCUGAUCCAGGACCAGCUCCUCUGUGUGGAGCCUGCCGCCAUGAACAGCGCCCCCUGCCCACUGUGGACUUCUACUACAUGUUAAUUAACUUCCAGUCAGACAGGAUGGAGGACCAGCGGUGCCCCCUCCCUGACCUGGAUGACCUGGUGGGAUCAGCUCCAGAGGGUCAGGAGGAUUUCUUCAGUCUGAUCCAGAGAGUCCAGUCCAGGAGGAUGGAUGAGCAGAGGGCGUCGCUGAUGACAUCACACACUGAGGAUGAGGAUGACUCCUCCCCCCAUCGCCAUCAUCACUGAUGAAGAUCGAGACCUGAGAGCACAGAAAAAAGGUUUUACUGAAACCAGGUUCCAAACUGUGCUGAUAUGUUUAGAUCUGUGGCCAGGCUCCAGGUCUAGGAUCUGGUUCUGACUCCAGGACGGACCAGUUUAAUAACUUGGGUCAUGAUCUGUUAGGUAGACCACACCUGCAUCAACUAUACAAGGACCAGGAACAGUACCAGGACCAGGAACAGUACCAAUACCGGAAACCAAUACCAGGACCAGGACCUCAACCAGGACUAGGACCGAAUCAGGGUCUCUCAGGUUCUGAGAAGCUACAGGAUCCUGUGGUGUAAAUUCACUGAAAAAAACCUGACAACACAACUUUUAAAGUUAAGUUUAUUCUGUCAAGGAGAAAAAAAUUAUCAUGAGCUGAAACCUUGGGGUCUUUGACUUGGACCUGGAUCUUGUUCUGUUUCUGGUCCUGGACCUGGACCUGGUCCUGGUCCUGGUCCUGGUCCUGGUUCUGGUCUAGCUCUACCUGUACUUGUGUCUUUUAGUUCUUAAACUGUAACAUCAAGAAACUGUCUUGUGUUGGAUUGUUAUUUGAAAUAUUUAUUAACAACGUGUCAGAGUCUCAAUCAAUAAAUUAUCAUGUUAUCUUCAACAACAUGACAAAGUGAUCAUUUGUAAAUUGAAUAAAAUUUGAUUCUCCAAUGAAUAAAAAUGAAAUGGUCAGAUUUAAAAAAAUGAAUAACACGCUCAGGUGACAUUUGAGGAAUAAAAAGACUAAAAGGUUAAAAGUCAAAUAGACAGAAAAAGAUUCUCCUUCAUUACGUUAGCGGUACCUACUGUGUUGGGUGUUCCUGAAGGUAUUGCAUUACAAGGUGGAUGCAUGGAGUAGACGAAGCAAGUUCCUAUUCCAUCCCCCUAUUCCAAAAAUCUAUUUAAUAAAGGUUCUUCAUUUUCUUCUUUGUUCGGUGUAUUGGCAGGUGGCAACCGACGUUAAGGUGCAUCACCACCGCUCCACUGUGUUGGAGUGUGAAUCACAGUUCUCCAGAUCAUGUUAAAUUCUUCUGUCUGAUCCUGUCUCCCACAGAUAAUGAAGCAUUCUCUCCGUUCCAAUGAUAAAAGUUCUCCAUGUUUGUAGUUUCUCUCUUUGUCUUUUCUCCUUCUCUAACAUGCUUAUCACAGUGAAGCAUCACAGGCUCCACUGACUCCUCUGUUUGUCAGUGACCAUCCUGUAGGAUGUGUGUUUAUUAUUGAGUGUAGUGUGUCCUUGGCCUAUAGUCACCAUGUUCUGCUUCUUGUUGUUUCCUCACUUCCUGUUGUAUAAAGCUGUUUCCUGUGUGAGCUGCAUCCAGCUGCCAUUCUUUGAUGAUGUUUCCUUAUUGUUUCUGCUUCAGAUUUACUGAGUGAAAUGUCCAUGACUUCUUCAUGAUUCAGUUCUUAGAUAAUAAAUCCACCUUCAUUGCUCUUUA